Molecule: messenger RNA, 348 nt
Organism: Schistosoma spindalis
Lineage: Eukaryota; Metazoa; Platyhelminthes; Trematoda; Strigeidida; Schistosomatidae
Source: the annotation of a GenBank genome assembly
AUGACUACGGGACUAACGACCGCGCGAAAUGGGUUUAGAGUUUUCAUUUCAUCAUUCUUAGAGCUCUCUUAUUGUGUAGAAGGAAUAUCUCCUGAAUCAAUAGUCAAAGAUGUUAUCAAAGAAGUUGAGCUUUGUUUUGGCAUAUCUAAUGAUCUCAUGCACGUUAAUUUUAUCGAUAGAGGAGAUCUUAUUGAUUCUUUCUCUUUGAUGCAGUCAAAUAUUGUCAAUGGGUCUGCUUUGCAUGUUACAACAUCAAAAUCACUGGAGGCCUUGUUUAAGUCCAUAAUGACGAGUGAUAUGAAUCUCCUUAUCGAAAUACUUUCCCUACCCAUCUGGACCUUUCAUUAG